GGCAGGGAAACCGGAGCAUGUUUGGAGUGGAUAUUUGCUUUUCCUGCCCCAGAGUAAUGACAGGCACCGCAGCAUCAAAGCUUCGGGGGGCUGACUCUAUAUAGAACAGCGGGAAUAAUACCUCACAGUGCUUACCUACUGAUUUCUUUUUAUUAAUUUUUAAAGAAAUAUAAAUUGGCAGGGGAAUAUCGUCCCAGGUCCCCGCCCCUCUCCUUGGGCUCAUCCUCGAGGUGAUGUUACAGUGGGAACGAGUUCUUUUCUAUAUUAACCCGGAAAUAUUCUGGCAUGUUUGUCUAAUUUUCCCCCCUACUCUUGAAGGAUUUUUCUGACAGUUGAGGAGAAAGUGAAUGCUGUUUCUGCGAACACUCAGAGGUUUAAAAGUUUGGAAAAUUGUCAGGGUCGCCGUCAAAGAGGCAGGAAUCAGCUUUGAAAGAGGGGAAAUAAAGCUGAACAAGUCCACAGGAAGAUAGUUCAUGAGAGAAAUCUGUACCAUGCACUAGAACAUUAAGUACUGACAAAACUACAAUUCUACACUGAUAUCUUAGAAAAAAGAAGUUGAAGAUGGGGCGGAAAAAGAUUCAGAUUACAAGGAUCAUGGAUGAGCGUAAUAGACAGGUUACAUUCACAAAGAGAAAAUUUGGAUUAAUGAAGAAAGCCUAUGAACUGAGUGUAUUGUGUGACUGUGAAAUAGCUUUGAUAAUAUUCAACAGUUCAAACAAAUUGUUUCAGUAUGCUAGCACUGACAUGGACAAAGUUCUACUCAAGUAUACAGAGUAUAAUGAACCCCAUGAAAGCAGAACCAAUUCAGAUAUUGUUGAGACCUUAAGAAAGAAAGGACAUAAUGACUGUGAUAGCCCAGACCCAGAUGAUUCUUUUGAGCACAGUCCGCUCAUGGAGGACAAAUACAGAAAGAUUAAUGAAGAUAAUGAUGUAAUGUUCAAGCGAUAUGGUGCGCUUAACAAGAAAGAACACAGAGGUUGCGACAGUCCGGAGCCUGACUCCUCAUACGUGCUCACCCCCCACACAGAGGAAAAAUAUAAAAAAAUAAAUGAAGAGUUUGAUAACAUGAUGAGGAAUCACAAACUCGCACCUGGUUUGCAACCUCAAAACUUUGCAAUGCCAGUUGCAGUUCCUGUGAGCAACCCAAACACGUUAACUUACAGUCACCCAGGAAGCUCUCUUGUAACUCAUUCAUUGGUAACUACAUCUAUAACAGAUACCAACAUGCUUUCGCCACCCCAGGCUACACUGCCCAGAAAUGUUAUGUCACCAGGUGCCCCACAGAGACCUCCGAGCACUGGUAAUGCAGGUGGAAUGAUGGGUGACCUAACAAUGCCAAAUGGUGCAGGUACCAGCCCUGUGGGAAAUGGAUUUGUUAACCCUCGAGCUUCUCCUGGGCUACUGUGCUCCACUAGUGGGAAUGGGUUGGGUAAAGUAAUGCCCACAAAGUCUCCACCCCCUCCUGGUGGAAAUAUUGGAAUGAAUAAUCGCAAACCAGACCUUCGUGUAGUCAUCCCACCGACCAGCAAGGGAAUGAUGCCACCUCUGUCAGAGGAGGAUGAGUUGGAUAUGAAUGUACAGAGGAUAAGCAGUUCACAAUCAACACAGGCUCUUGCAACUCCUGUUGUGUCUGUUACUACUCCGAGUCUACCAUCACAUGGACUGUUGUAUUCGACAUACAACAAUGAUUAUUCACUAAGCAGCGCUGACUUAUCUGCACUACCAGGAUUCAACUCACCAGGGACAUUGUCAUUAGGGCCAAUGUCUGCUUGGCAGCAACACCACCUUGGACAAACAGCCCUCAGCUCACUAAUAGUUAAUAGUCAGUCACUUCAGAGUGCAAACCUUUCAGUCAACACAAAUCAGAAUGUCAACAUCAAAUCAGAGCCCAUCUCGCCUCCCCGAGAUAGAAUGACGCCCUCGGGGUUCCCGCAACAGUCGCGACAUGACACAGGACGCUCGCCGGUUGACAGCCUGAGUAGUUCCAGCAGCUCUUACGAUGGGAGUGAUCGUGAAGAACCACGGGGUGACUUCCAUUCACCCAUUGGACUCCAGAGGCCCUCAACGGAUGACCGAGAGAGCCCAUCCGUAAAGCGUAUGCGGAUGGACACAUGGGUGACAUAAAGCCCUCGUUUUGCUGCAGUUUUGUAGUAAUCUCUUUUGUUACAAGAGAACUGUCCUUACAUAUCUAAGACAAGGACGUGGAAAGUGUAUAAGUUAAUCAGGUACUCUACAGUGCAAAUUAAUUGUAUAUUUGCAGGUGUCCCACAUUUAAAUUGUAGUCACUGUCCCAGUCUGGCACUUAUUUGUAUUAGCUGUUAUCUUAUACUGGUUUGCAAAAAAAAAAUUAUAUUCAACCCUACCAUGCUUGCAGAAACAAGACAGUUGGUUGUCAAUUCUGACAGUGUCCUGUAUGUGUGUAUAAAAAAUGGUGUGGCUAGUUAAAUUUUCUGCUUAGUAUCAUUGAAGCUGUAGAAAGAAACAAAAGAGAGCAAUACUGUACAUAAAAUAAAUGUAUGAUAUUGAACCUGGCAUGGGUCUCCGUCUCUUGAAGGAGUGUUUUAAACUGCACGGUAUAGGGUUGAGGUGAGCAGUUCUUUCUGCAUGUGCAAAAACGGGUUGUUGAAGCAGCAGAACAGUUUAUUGGAAACAUGCAUUAAGUACCUGCAUGAGAAAUGAGGAGACUGUAGGUGAAAUAUAGCAUUAAGAGAAACUUAAUAUAUUAAGUUAUAAUUGGAAUUUGGUUAAAGUUCUUUUAUGUUGAUGUCUGAAAUCCAAAUUUGAUUCCAGAUCACUUAUAUAUAUUUUUAUUAAAAGAAAACAUAAUACCCUGACUUAUUAUUGAUUAUAUAGAACUGUAUAAUUUUAAACACAUUCAGCUAUGAAAUUAUUUAUAUAUGCCAAAGUUGCAUGUUGAUGCUCUCUAGAUAUGGUUUAUCUUGUUACCUUGGCUUAGAUUUGCUUUUUUAAAUGCAGGCUAAACCUUAAAAGCCGUGAACACUUGCUAACCUAUAUGUAAAGAGAAUUUGAGCCAAAUGUCUGUGUAUAUAGCAUCCUAAAUAUAUCACUUUUGGUGUCAGUGUACAAUGUAUUGUACGUUCACCAGAUCAAAGUAUAUUUUUGUGGAUAAUCGCCAAUUUGACAGGGCAAGAUCCUUAUGCGUAGAUCAUCCACUGGCAAUUACUAUUUUGUUUAAUAUGCUGUACUUCCUUGGGUUUUAAUUAUAUAUGGCAUUUGCAGAAAGUAGUAAAAGUUUUAUUUUCCUCUAUGGCAGUGAAUGUGUAUAAUAAUUGUCAUUUGUGUUGUAUGGUAAUGCUUUACUAUACAUAUAAAAAGCAGAUCCUCAAUCCCAAUGUUAUAUUUGUCAUGCACAAACUUGAAAACAAGUUCCUUAUUGUAGACUGUUGUGGAUGGAAUUUCACUGCUUUAUUCAAUUACACUUUUCUGAUAUAAGCUGCCUUUUGUGAUAAUUCACUGACAGUAGACACUUGUGGUUUAUAUAAAAAAAAAAUACCUGCGAGAGAGUAGUGCGGGUGAGUACCUUUUGAGAGUAAUAAAUACAAAAGGUGUCUUUUAUAUAUUUAAAAUAAAGGAUUGUUCAGUGGUGAGUGCAAUAGGAGAUUUGACAAUCAAAGGGGGAGGCCUGAGUGCACACUUGUAGAAAUAGAGCAAUAGAGUAAGGUUUGUACCCCCUUGAACGGACUGACCUGAUGACUCCCAAGUCAGCCAAGGUUGAUUGCACCAAAGGGAACCAAAUCCGUUCAUGUUCAUCUCUAGUACACAUUAAGUAAUUUAGUGAUUUGAAGUACAUAAAGUGGGAACUGAGUUGACAUGUAAAUUGCCGAUUGUUUCCAGUGACAUUACUGUAGAAACUGGCCCCUUCAUUAAUCAUCUGAUUUCAUCUCCAAAAAUGAUGAGGUAUUUCAGUGGAUCAUAACAGUUAUACUAAUGAAUAAAGUCAUUAAUAAGUAAUAAGCAGUUGAUUUUGGCAACCUUUAAAGCUCAGUAUACA
Molecule: messenger RNA, 4012 nt
Organism: Mobula hypostoma (lesser devil ray)
Lineage: Eukaryota; Metazoa; Chordata; Chondrichthyes; Myliobatiformes; Myliobatidae
Gene: mef2aa
Product: myocyte enhancer factor 2aa
Exons: 12
Coding region: 562-2124 (520 amino acids)
Biological process (GO): positive regulation of transcription by RNA polymerase II; cell differentiation
Molecular function (GO): protein dimerization activity; histone deacetylase binding; DNA-binding transcription factor activity, RNA polymerase II-specific
Source: RefSeq, a predicted model, not a curated record